This is a messenger RNA of Thlaspi arvense, 699 nucleotides long. The record is from the annotation of a GenBank genome assembly. NCBI's taxonomy places the organism in Eukaryota, Viridiplantae, Streptophyta, Magnoliopsida, Brassicales, Brassicaceae.
AUGGAUUCCCAGCGAAUGAUGAACCCAGAUCGCGAGCAAGGCUGUAGUGGUUCCAAGACGCCUCCUAGCUGGCUGUUCGCUGCCAAUUGUUACCCAUUGGGUAGCCCACGUCUUAACAUAUACUCGAAAACCAACAUGAUCAGUCAAGUGAUUGGGGCUUUGGGCCUUCAGUGCCGUCCAUUCCCUGAAGAUUUGAGAAGAGUAGGGGAUAAGUUGAAGGCCUCAAUGCCACCUGAGGAGAACCAAAAACAGCUCACACUAGCUUAUUGUAUCUUACUGGACGGGGUCCUCAUAUGUCGAGACAAGAAUCUGACAAUCGCCCCCGAAUAUGUAGAUAUGAUGCGCAAUAUGGAGUACUUUCUAGAGUUCCCGCGUGGUAGGAAAUCCUUCGAGAAAACUCUCUCGAGAUUUAUCCUGUUGGACCGAACGAAGAAGUGCCCCUUGCGGAAUUUAGAAACCAAAACCACUGCCUGUUAUGGUUUUCCGCUGGCCUUGCAACUAGUUUUUUUUGAAGCAGUCCCAAUGCUGCUUACUAAGAUUCCCGAACCAGAAAAUCUGAUGGAGAUUCUAUCCGAUUACGCCUUGCAUAGUACUAUAACACUUCUGCACAUGAACGAUGUCCUCGAGGUGGAGUCAGGCCCUAAGCAAUUGGAUGUGCUUGCCAACAUCAGAGAUAAAGAAGAUUCAAAUGUUGGCUGA